Triplophysa dalaica is the source of this 2402-nucleotide messenger RNA. RefSeq lists its product as uncharacterized. Lineage: Eukaryota; Metazoa; Chordata; Actinopteri; Cypriniformes; Nemacheilidae. Gene Ontology annotation, cellular component: mitochondrion. Bases 347 to 1651 code for a protein of 434 amino acids. Gene Ontology annotation, biological process: glycerophospholipid biosynthetic process. The transcript has 8 exons. The record is from RefSeq and is a predicted model, not a curated record.
CUAGUAAAAAUGAUUUAAAUCUAACAAACAUCUGAUAUUGAUUUGCCUAUGUAAUAAUAUUCAACGGGAGCGAAGCGACAAAAGAAAAGCGCUCCCGGACCGCCACAUGCUCGAGCGCAUCCGCCAAUCACGUCAUUGGCUUGCUCCGUUCCCUCGCGGGGUGUCAGAUUCCCCAUUCGCCCCAAGCGGAGAAGGGUGUUUAUUUCCUGACUCGCGUCUCUCGACUGAGUCGGACCACCUCCUCUCUGUCGUCACAUCGCAGAGCUACAAAAGCUACAUGGAGGAACCGGUCGCGGUCGAAACCGGCAAGCAAAGCGAAACGGAACGCGCAGUGUGAGACGUCAAAAUGAAGGCCUUGAGUGCGCUCGUGCGGUCGGCGAGCUCCGCGUGUUCCCGGCGUACGGAGCGCGUCGCGUCUGGACGAUGCGGACUGUGCAGUAAGAUCCAGCCUAGCUUUGGAUUUUUGUUUGACAUCGACGGAGUCUUAGUCAGAGGAAAGACGCCAAUCCCAGCAGCAAAGAGAGCUUUCCAGAAGCUGGUGGAUUCAAAUGGACAGUUUGUGGUACCCGUCGUCUUCGUCACAAACGCUGGCAACUGCUUACGGCAGAAGAAGGCAGAUCAACUGUCUCACAUACUGGGUGUUCCUAUUACGCAAGACCAAGUGAUGAUGUCUCACAGCCCUUUGAAAAUGUUUAAGAGAUACCAUGACAAGUGCGUGCUGGUAUCUGGACAAGGUCCUGUGCUUGACAUUGCCAAAAAUGUGGGCUUUACUAACGUGGUCAGUAUUGACAUGCUCAGAGAAUCUUUCCCCCUGCUGGACAUGGUGGAUCACAACAGACGUCCAAAACUACCGUCUUCACCUGUGAUGAACCUCCCUAAAGUUGAAGCUGUGGUUCUGUUCGGAGAACCCAUUCGAUGGGAAACAAACCUUCAGCUCAUCGUAGACAUCCUUCUGACCAAUGGGAAUCUAAGUAACGUGUAUGAGAGCACUCACACUUCUCAUCUGCCGCUCUUAGCCUGUAACAUGGAUCUCAUGUGGAUGGCCGAAGCACAUUCACCAAGAUUUGGUCACGGCACUUUUAUGGUGUGUUUGGAGAGCAUCUAUAAGAAGAUCACUGGCAAAGAUGUGAAGUACGAGGCCCUCAUGGGGAAACCCAGUGAACUGACGUACCAUUAUGCAGAGUACCUCAUUCGAGAACAAGCUGCAGAAAGAGGAUGGAGGACACCAAUCAGAUCUCUCUAUGCCGUCGGGGACAACCUGAUGACCGAUAUUUACGGGGCCAACCUCUACAGCCGCUACCUGGAAGAACGAGCGGCUAGCAAGGGCACCAAAGCGGUAGCAAAGGUGGUGACGGGCACAGGGCUGCCCACCGCUGUCCCUCAGGAGGUGGAUAUGGACAAUGGUUGGGAAAGCGAGCUUGCUUCGCCCUCCGCCACCUCCUGCAAGUCGAUUCUGGUUUGCACAGGAGUCUACAAUCCCCACAUGGAGUUACCUAAAGAUGCAAACCAAUGCAUCAAAGAGACGGUCUUCCACGGGCAUCGUGACUUCCGCUUUGACCCCGCACUGGUUGAGCCGGAGAAAAUUGUUGAGGACGUAGACGCUGCCGUUGAACUUAUAUUUGAGAUGGAGAAAUUUCAGACAGCAGUUUAGUUUCUGUUUGUAUUAACAGUCCGUUACUCAACAUUUUCAAUUUUAGAACAUGUCUGUCUGAGAAACCUCGACGCACAAUUCAUGACUGAGGAAACAGAAGAAAUUAAAGAGAUUUUAGUUUAACUACAUGGUUUGUUUCCAAACAGUGUUUUUAUGAGCUAUUAACAUUUUCGUUUGUCAGUACUCUGACAGACCAGAUUUGCUUAAACAUGUGACAAGAAUGAUAUUCAGAUGUGCUAGAAAACAGGACAAAAAAAAAAAGAGUAAAAUGUGAAUUGCACCAUUGCCAAUCAUGGAUGUUAAGGGCUCAUAGCUUGCCUUUUAAUGCUGAAUACUCCAUACAUUAUUACUGUUACUUUAAUUUUUUUUAUAAAUUACAGUAAGUUUACAUCCUAUACAUCUUAAAGCUAAAAUCUUAAACUUAUUGUACGUUUUAGUUAUUUCAUUGUUAUUUUCUGUAGAUUGGUUUGUGAAAAAUGUUGUACUGCAGACGAAUUAAAACAUGAUUACCUGUUAACUGUAUUGUGCCAGUAUACAUGUUUAGAAAUCGAUUUAAAGUACUAAACAAUGUUAUAUCAGUAAUCGUUACAUGCUCCAUCCUUUUUCUACUUUUACAUUGCUGAUGUUACAUUGUGGUUAGUUUUUCUCUUUUUUAUUGGAAACAAUACAGCACAGAUUUGCACUGAGAGACAACACAACAUUAUAGCUAUUGUUUUAAAACAAAGGGUGUUAAUAAAAGUCUAUCACUUAA